AGGUCCCAUGGAGGUCCACCGGAAGGGGAGGGACUUCGCCACUCUAUGAUCCGGGAACUGCUCAGAAACCUCCUUUAUUGUCAAUUAUUUCAGCCCCUACGUGUCAGCUGAUAUGACUAAGAUGGCACAGGCCUUCAACACAACAGUAGCUGCUCUGGAGGACGAGCUCACUCAGCUCAUACUGGAGGGGCUCAUCAACGCACGCAUCGACUCCCACAGCAAGAUCCUGUAUGCGAGGGAUGUGGACCAGAGGAGCACCACCUUUGAGAAGUCGAUCCACAUGGGCAAAGAGUUCCAGAGACGAGCCAAAGCCAUGAUCCUCCGAGCGGCCGUGCUCCGCAACCAGAUCCACGUCAAGGUACAAACAUCUCUACAUCACAUAACGUCUACGUUAAUGUUAACACACUAACGGAUGACAAUGCAA
Messenger RNA from Notothenia coriiceps (black rockcod), 424 nucleotides. RefSeq names its product COP9 signalosome complex subunit 1-like. Gene Ontology annotation, cellular component: COP9 signalosome. Bases 113 to 409 code for a protein of 98 amino acids. Lineage: Eukaryota; Metazoa; Chordata; Actinopteri; Perciformes; Nototheniidae. The transcript has 3 exons. The record is from RefSeq and is a predicted model, not a curated record.